AUGUCAUCGUCCAGUUAUCCUCCACCGCCAGUGGCGCCAGGGACCGACGCGACCGCAACUGACGCCGACACCGCGCAACAGGGCACCGACUCGCAUCACAACCAACACCACAAUCAUAAUCACAACGUUGCUCACUCUUAUCAAACGACACAUGCUGGCCCGGCGCACGCCCAUACACAGUAUAUCGCCGACGCUGCUGCCGCGGCGGCGGCUGCUGCUGCUCACCAUGGCUUGCAGGCCCUCCAGGCGGCCGUCGCUGGCCCUAAUCCCGCCGCAACAAGUCCCAUGACGUCGCAGCAUGCUGGCUCUAUUUCUGACCCGUCACUCGACGGGAAUGCAUCCGUUCCCGGAGCGGCGAUGGCGUCGCAGCCGCAAAAACCGAAGUUAACCCGUCUUCGCCGGGCCUGUGAUAUGUGCAGUCAGCGCAAAGUGAAGUGUGACGAGUCGCAUCCUUGUCGGGGAUGCACUGACCUCGGGGUCGACUGCACGUUCAAUCGCCAGAUGAAGCGGCGCGGCCCGCCAAACAAGCAUGCAGAAGCUGCAAAGGCGGCAAAGCAGGCUCGGCUCGAGCCAAACAUCAGCCCAAGUCCGCACAAUGCGGCCGAGACGUUGAUUUCAAUCGCUGGUGGUCAAGAUGCCCAGCAAGCCAUGGACGCUGAAGCGAUCGCCCCUUGGCCAGUGCUCACCCUCCUCAUUGACGACUUUUUCAUUUACAUUCAUCCCCUCGCCCCUUUUCCUCAUGAGCCGACCUUCCGAAUGUCAUUUACUGCGCGCGAGGACCGCACGAACAAAGGGUUCCUCGCGCUCCUAGCCAGCAUGAUCGGAGCCUUAGUCGCAUCGUUCCCUAGGACGGCACGGCUGCAUCUGAAGGCUCAUCCUCACGGCAUGCACAUGUACCCUAAGGCGAUCACACUCAUCGAGAAAUGCCGCGCGAUCGCUCUGCAGGCCAGAGGGCCUUCAUUUUACAGCAGGGAAGACAUCAGUGUCUAUGACGCUGCAACCAGCUACUUCCUGGGGCUAGCUGCAGCUUACACAAUGCAACUCAAGGUGUGCCGGCGGUUCAUGUCUGAAGCAAUGACCUUCAUUCGAGAACUAGGUUAUCACAAACCUCGGGAUAUGGGGUCGUCGAUGUUUGGUGUCACAUACCGUGGGCCCCCAUUUAAUCAUGUCGAAGACCAGCUCGGCAAGCGUAUCUUUUGGACCAUGUUCCUCGGCAUUCGGUCGAUGUACCAGCUUGGUCCCCAUCACAGUGAUGUUAUUCUCCCUCCUCCCACACCGAGUGAACCCUACCCUGAGCUCCCGGUCGAGGUCGACGAUCAGUACAUCCUGACACAUCAAAUACUUGGUCAGCCUGAAGGCACUGUGUCAUUACUUACCGGCUUCAACCAAGCCAUUAAAAUCUACAUGACCAUGAACGGCUUAGUCAGCGUUGAGCUCUCAUACGGCAUCUCAACCCUGCCCUUUCAAGACCAGAAGUCCAUGUUGGACGAGUCCUUGCAAGCGGUCAAGCAAGUGAUGGAAGGCAUGCCAAGAGAGUUGACCAUCGAUCUGAGCCCUGGUGGCACUAGCACAGGUACCGGUCAGUCCUCACAUCCAGCUGGGAUGCCCGAUCUUGUUCCUGGAACCGCUGGUACCGGCCCAGCGAAUGUCUUUGAAGACACAACCACAACAGCCAGCUUACACACAUACUUCCCUACCCCUUACCCAGCAGCAACCGUUCAGGCAGCAACAGACUUCCGGCCCCCUCCCGUCGGAGCCCAACCCGAGCGCCGACGGCUUCUCCAAUACGAAAUCCAAAAAGGCAACAUCUACGCCUCCCAAAUCGCCACCCGCUCCUACUACGUUGAGCGGUACCUCACCCUUCGCGAUGCCCAUCGGGAACAAGCCCGCGCGCAAGCCCAAGCCGCCGAAGCAGUCAACUUCGCAGCAGCAGCUCAAUCCAACACCGACUCAACAUCCUCAGCAGCCGGCACUAACCCCGGCAAAGCACCCGCCCCAAACCCCGAAGACGACCCCAUUGACGCCGCCAUGCUCGCCGAGCGCGAGCUAAUCGCAAACCACCUCCUCAUCGUCCUCUCCUCCCUUUCCCAGCGCAGCAUGGAACCCAACGGCGCCUCGCUCAUCACCAAGAUCCGCCAGGUCGCCUCAACCCUCAUCAACACCGCUACCGACGCGACGGGCCACAAGCCCGCCGGCUUGAACCCGACAGCCGCCCUCGCUAACUUGGCGAUUAACCCCGCCCUGGGGCUAGCCGUUGGCCUAGGGGCGAAUACGGCAUCUUCAGCGAACCCCAAGACUCAGGAGAUGCUCUCCAAGUUUGUCGAGGUCCUUACUAGGCUGGAACGGAUCCCAUCCGCGACGACGUCAACAUCGCUGGCGGGGAUAGGUGCACUCGGGGCGCUGAACCUGGGCGGUACUGCGGCCGGAGGGAUUGUCGGUGGUGUUGGAGGGGUCGGGGACGGCACAGGGCAUAGCUCGGGGGUUGUGGGUGAGGAUGAGGAGCGAGAGUUGCGCGUUUGGGCUGACCUGAGGGAUCCGAGUCGGGUGCCGCACGUUCCGCCGGGGGUUGCGGUUGGGGCGGUUGGGGGGCUGGGGUUUUUGCAGGGGGGUGGAUGGUUGGGUUGGGUGUAG
This is a messenger RNA of Thermochaetoides thermophila DSM 1495, 2631 nucleotides long. RefSeq lists its product as uncharacterized. The transcript has 2 exons. The coding region runs from base 1 to 2631 and encodes 876 amino acids. Gene Ontology annotation, biological process: regulation of DNA-templated transcription; DNA-templated transcription. The record is from RefSeq and is a predicted model, not a curated record. NCBI's taxonomy places the organism in Eukaryota, Fungi, Ascomycota, Sordariomycetes, Sordariales, Chaetomiaceae. Gene Ontology annotation, molecular function: DNA binding; zinc ion binding; DNA-binding transcription factor activity, RNA polymerase II-specific.